CUGUUAUACAUAUAUUUCUAUGUGUGUGUUUAUGUGAUCUUGACGUCGAUUUGUGCGGGUUUUGAGCUCGACACGUGUGGCUAUGGCGGGGGUUUGUUAUGGAAUGUAGACCAAGAGCUUAGACUCUGUACCAUGGAUUCGAAAUUUGAGGAAGUUCGGUUUGUUUUUUACAAAGAUGCUUAGGAGCAUUCAGCUCCGCGUUAACUCAUUCAAACCGUAUUUUUUUUUUAAUCACGAUUUGGUUUGUAGUAUUGAUUGGAGAAUUGAUGAGGGAAUAUAUACGUGAUGCUGUGGGAUCAUGUUUUUCUUUUUAUAUGUGUGUCAGAGAAUUCUGAGUUCAGGAGUAUGAUUUAAUAGUUUUUCAUUUCGUUCGUUUUCUUCUGGUUAAAUUUAGUUUUUAUCGUAGGAUCUAGUGAAAGACGUAGGGAUACUUAUGUAGAUGUGGAUCACGUUGUUGAGCUGUUUGAGGGGAAUGUUGAAUAAUAUUUUAAUUGGAGGCUGGUUUGAUUGAGAAGAAAAACGACAUGGGCGGUGGAAUUAGAAUUCAUGUGAAGUAUGUUGUUGUCCUUGUUGAGCAAGCGUUCAUUGUAUGAUGAGUCCAGGGAUACUUAUGGAUUUACUGUGAGACCUCAACAUAUUCAUAGAUAUCGUGAGUACGCCCAUAUCUACAAGGAAGAAGAAGAAGAGAGAUUGCAGAAAUGGAAGAGCUUUCUUGAGCAGCAAGCAGAGCCGACUAGUGAAGACAUUAUUAAACCUGUUGUUUCUGAGGAUACCAAGCAGCCAAGUGAUCCUGCGCAGACAGUGAGUGGAGAAAGCGAUGAUUCAACUGAACCAAGCUCGCCAGGUUCUGAAGUCACAGAAAAGAAGACCGAGCUUGCUGAAGAGGUGAGUGAAGAGGCGGAUGAUUCAAGUGAAAAGAAAACUGAGCCUGUGGAAAAGGUGAGUGAAGAAGCGGAUGAUUCAAGUCAAAAGAGGCCGGUUUCUGACACUCGGGAGGAAAGUGUUCCGUCGAAGGAAACUCCAACUACCCAACAUGCAAGGCCACGUGUGGUGCAGACAUGGGCUGAAAUUAACCCCUCUCUAAACUAUAUUGACCAUAUGAUGAGUGUACGUGUUAAGAAGAGAAAAAACAUGACGGAUGAAAAGAUAAUACAUAUGCACAAUGACCUUCCAUCAAUUGAUGAGGCAAGACUCUCAGGAGAAGAAUCCGACAAUGAGGACAAGGAUGUCUUCUGUGACAAAGAGAUAAUUGAUGAUAGUGCAAAUGCUUCUGCUAGAGAAAGUAGUGCCAGUGAUAAAAUAUCCCGGCAACCUUUUUUCCCUUGGAAACAAGAACUAGAGUUUCUUGUUCAAGGAGGAGUGCCUAAAGAUCUUAGAGGAGAGGUAUGGCAAGCUUUUGUUGGUGUGAGGACCCGCCGAGUGGAAAGAUAUUACCAGGAUUUGCUGGCUAUAGAAAGUGAUGCCAGCGACGGAAAAGAGGAUGAUAAAUUAUUGUCAGGAGAGAAUAAGAUGCAACAUGAAGGGACGGGAUAUGAUUUGCCAGAAAAGUUGAAAAAGCAGAUUGAGAAGGAUCUGCCUCGAACAUUUCCUGGGCACCCUGCACUAAACGAAAAUGGAAGAAAUUCACUAAGGCGUGUACUCUGGGCAUAUGCACGGCAUAACCCCUCUGUUGGAUAUUGCCAGGCAAUGAAUUUUUUUGCUGGCUUAUUACUUUUGAUGAUGCCAGAGGAAAAUGCAUUUUGGACAUUGGUGGGUAUAAUCGAUGACUAUUUUGAGGGUUAUUUCUCACAAGAAAUGAUAGAAUCCCAGGUUGACCAGCUUGUUUUUGAGGACUUGAUGCGUGAAAGGUUUCCUAAACUGGUGAAUCAUCUUGAUUACUUGGGAGUAGAGGUGGCAUGGAUAUCUGGGCCCUGGUUCCUUUCGAUCUUUGUAAAUAUGCUUCCAUGGGAAAGUGUUCUUCGUGUGUGGGAUGUGCUUCUGUUUGAAGGGAACCGUGUAAUGCUCUUUAGAACUGCACUUGCUUUGAUGGAUUUAUAUGGACCUGCUAUAGUAACAACAAAGGAUGCUGGAGAUGCUAUAACAUUAUUGCAAACGCUCACUGGUUCCACAUUUGAUAGCAGCCAACUUGUCUUGACUGCUUGCAUGGGUUUCCUGACCAUAACUGAAGAUCGAUUGCAAGAACUAAGGGAACAGCAUAGGCCAGCUAUAGUUGCAACAGUCGAGGAAAGAGCAAAAGGAGGUCGAGUUUUUAAAGACCCUAAAGGUCUUGCAACUAAGCUAUACAGUUUCAAGCAUAAUCCUGAAUCAAUAGUAAAAGAAAACAAGAACGAAGCUGGGCCAGGUGAUAAGGUAGAUGCGGGUGAAAUAUCCGGUCUAGAUUCUGAUGGUGCCAACUUGGAUGAAUUUCUGAAGGGCAUAACUAUUGAUUCUGAAGUAGACUCUCUUCCAGAUCUUCAGGAACAGGUGGUUUGGUUAAAGGUUGAGCUGUGUAGGUUGCUGGCCGAAAAGAGAUCUGCUGUGCUCAGGGCCGAAGAAUUAGAAGCUGCACUGAUGGAGAUGGUCACGGAAGAUAAUAGAAGAGAACUGAGCGCAAGGGUCGAGCAGUUGGAGCAAGAGGUUGUGGAACUCCGUCAGGCUCUGGCUGAUAAGAAAGACGGGGAGAAUGCAAUGCUUCAGGUUUUGAUCAAAGUGGAGCAAGAACAGAAGGAAACUGAAGAUGCUCGACUCUUUGCAGAACAAGAUGCUGCUGCUCAGAGACAGGCGGUGCAAGUUCUUCAGGAAAAGUAUAACAAGGCCAUGGCUUCCCUGGCUGAGAUGGAGAAGCGGGCUGUUAUGGCCGAAUCAAUGUUGGAAGCGACAUUGAACUAUGAAUCUGGGCAAACUAAAGCAGCAUCUUCCCCAAGGUAUGGGCGUAUAGAAUCACCACGGGAGGCAUCAACAAAGAAGACGGGUAUACUUCCAUUUGGCAUCUCUUGGCGAGACCGCAAGGGAAAAGAUGGCGAUACGGAUCCUGGUACUAAUGACCGUCAAGAAUAGAGAAAACAG
Molecule: messenger RNA, 3045 nt
Organism: Sesamum indicum (sesame)
Lineage: Eukaryota; Viridiplantae; Streptophyta; Magnoliopsida; Lamiales; Pedaliaceae
Biological process (GO): regulation of GTPase activity
Molecular function (GO): GTPase activator activity; small GTPase binding
Source: RefSeq, a predicted model, not a curated record